AUAGAAAUUACUUGCCGUUGAAGAACAUAGCGCCCCUUAGAGACGGGCAUCGCUUGCGAUCUUCAUUUGGCUCGUUUUGUCCCAUCCAAUGGCAGUCUCUUUCUGCAGUCGGUUCAACUUGGGAGGUCUGUACAGCCUUCCUUCGUCUCUCACCUCCUUUAGGUAUCUCAAAUAUCCUCUCCGGCUUCGCUUCAGUUGCUCAGCUAUUGUGAGUUCCAGGUAUCACAGGCUAUACACGACGGUAAUGAUUGUUCCAACGGGGGUGGGGGCGGCUAUCGGUGGCUACGCCGGCGAUGCUUUGCCCGUCGCAAGAACUCUCGCAUCAGUAGCCGAUUGUGUCAUCUCCCAUCCCAAUAUGCUUUCAAUGCUUUUGGAGCGAUGGAAUCACCCCGAUGUUCUCAACCGGCACAAACAGACUCCUCUUAUGCUGGCCGCAAUGCGUGGGAAGAUUGCUUGCGUGGAGAAACUCCUUCAGGCGGGAGCAAACGUUCUGAAUGCUGCAAUGUUGUAUUGGCCAAUGCCAAACACCCUUUAUGUGGAGGGAUAUGCACUGGAUAGGUUUGCUGAAGGACUCUGGGCUCUUCAACCUGUUCACCUCAAUACGGUAGGUCUGAUACUUGAUGCUGGAAUGGAGGAAGAGCUUCAGAUUCGUCAUUUACAAGUUGCAGAUGCAUCAAGGGCUUCACUAGGUUUGCCUGUCCUGGGAUAUAUUGUCACUGACACUCCCUUGGAGGUUGAGAAAUGGAUCAACCUCAAGACUGGGCAGUCAACGGGGAGGAUUAAGAACCCUGAUUCAUUACUAAGGGCAGUCGAUGUGUUAGUUAGUCAGUCACAUGUAAAUGCAGUGGCUGUUGUUGGGCGUUUCCCAGAUGAUUUAGAAGAAAUGGAUGAUUAUCGACAAGGAAAGGGCAUAGACUCAUUGGCUGGAGUUGAGGCAGUUAUUAGCCAUCUUAUUGUGGAAAGGUUUCAGAUCCCUUGUGCUCAUGCACCUGCAAUAUUACCUGCUCCUCUCUGCUCAUCACUGUCCCCAAGGUCUGCUGCGGAAGAGGUCAGUAGAGAAAUAAUUUUAGUGUUUUCACACUAUGCGUUAACAUAUUGACCCUAUUGAAUCAAGGAGAUAAAAGUUAAUUUCUGAUUCUCGAGCCUUUUGUCCUUCCAAUGCAUGAAUAGAAUUGCCUUUGAAUUUAUACGUUUAACAGAAAGAUGGAAUAAGUUCAAUUCAUAUAUUUGAAGAUAAACUUCUGUACGUAUUCUGAAUGCCAUAUUUUAAAAUCCAAAAACAUUCUUUUUUCAAUGCCUCUAAGAAUAUUUGUUUUUAACUGUUGCUUGAUCAUGAUUUUGGUUUGUGGCACAAUCCAGGAAUGACAAAACGUGAAGCAUUAAAAUUUUCCUAAGUCAUAAACAUUAUUUUUGCCAGCAUAUUUUUAAAGGAGCAAUUCUAGUUACGAGAUCAGAGUAUUCAUAUUGUUUCUGUUAAAGAGCAAGCAUGUUGGUUAGAUUGCAUUAUCUGUAAUUGGGAGGACAUUGGUUUGAAUCACAGAAGCAACCGCUCUAAGAUGAUGGUAUCACUGCACGUACAUUAAUUCCUUUUGAAAUCAUGUAUUUACUGGUUCUAAUGCAUGGGAUUGCCCAUUCUACUUUAGCAGAGACAUCUAUAGGCUUUUGAACAAUGAGGUUGUUAUCUAUGAAAAUUUGAUUCAUAACAUGAGAAUUGAUUUAUGAGGCAUAAGCGAAAUGGAGUUGUUCUAAAAGAUGCUUAAAGAUAAAACUUUAGAUUCAUGAGAGUUACCUAUUGAGAUUUGGAGAAUUAUGUUUGAUAUCAAAACACAUGGAACUUCUAGUAAUGCAAUGUCUAGAGAGGGAUAUAAUCUAAUUUGGGAUUAUAGAAUUAAUUAGUUAUUGUAUUAGUCUGGAUUUGACCCCACGUAGUGGGUUAAAGGCUUGAUGUUGUUAUUGUAGAUGAGUUUGAUAUUUGAUAAUAUGCCAUAUUGUAAGUGUUUGAAUGAAUGAUAUGAAAUUUAAUAAAUAAUAAAUUUCUAUUUUUUAUUAAUCAUUAGAUUUGUUGACGAAUAUUUUCGCAUCGACUCGACCUUGAUCGAGCCCGACUAGGCUCGAUCGCUCUCGAUCAACCCAAUCGAUCAUCGUCAAGGCAAAAUUGAUCCAAAUUUAGCCUCAAUUUAAUUAAAUUAAACCCAAUUUAAUUUAAUUAAAAUCAAAUCAAACCCAAUCAAACCCCGUCGAGCGUCGUCGAGCCCAAUUCGACGCGAUUUGACGCAAUUCGGCGCCGAUUCAGGUUUAAUUUCAUAAAAUUAAACUGAUCGGACCCGCUCGGACCCAAAUUGAUUUGAGUUGAGUCCAAUUUAGGCUCAAGUUCAGCCCUAACUAAUGAGAUCAUAGCUGAUUUGAUUUCCCUAAUCAUAUUUCUUGAUAUAGGGCUGAGAUUGGAUCCCAAAUCCCACCCAAUUUCAAAUCUAAUGGGCAGAAAAUCUACUCGAGUAGAUUUUUUUCUCUCGUUUCUCGCUACGAGGCGGAGAGAUGUGACGGAACGGGCGGCUACCCGCUCUGUGCGUGCGUCCCUAAGAGAGUGGAUAGAGUGAGGGGGAGCGGCAUUCGGCUCCCCCUGUGGUUUUCAUUCGCCCGUCCCGCGACCCAGAGAAAGAGAGCGAUAGAGAGAGUGACGGAGAGCGGGAGAAAGGGGCGGAAACCCUCUUCCCGUACGUGAACUUUCCCUCCGACCCCGUCCAAGGCUUCGGCUAAGCCUUCCAGGCGUCGGUCUCCUCCCGUUUGCCACAUCUCUCGGAGUCGCCGGCCUCCAGGUUUGCUCCAAAGCCUCCCACUUCCUCCAGAUUUGGUGGGUUUGGUGUAUUCUUGCUGUAGAACGCUUCUACUCCCUUCUUUCUUCGUCUCCAGCGAUCUCGAGGCGAGUUGGAAGCUAUUUGGAGCUUCCAAACAGUAAGGGAAGGCUUCGAAACUCUCCAAACAGCAGUUUGGAGCCUUCAAAUCAGUUUGGUCAGCAAACAACAACUUCCGGGAGCCUUCAAACAGUGAAAUCUGCUGUCCGGAGUGCUUUGGAUAGCAAAUCCACCUCUCGGAGCGACUUGGACAGCGACUUCGGAGCUUGGACAGCGAGCCGGAACUUGGGUAGGAGCGCUAGGACAACCCGGGAGAGGUAUAUCUUUGAAACUUAGUGAAACCUAGGGUCCCCCAAGGCCAAUUGUUGUGUGGUUGACGCCCCCAAGCCUUAGGUCCUUAGAAACUUCAAUUUUCGCUCUCCUAAAACCCUAUCCCCGCUGUCCACUUGUUUAAAUCAUGAAAAUCAAGUGAUUUUUCAUGAUUUGCCCUCAUAUGAGAGCUAAAAGGAUGGAGGCAAGGUGGUGGGGCAUCGAAUUGGUGUUCAAUGUCCCCAUUUUUGCAUGUUAUAUCAUUCAUGUCAUAGUUAAUGCCCUUACCUACGACCAAAUCUUAGGUUUAGUGGCUUAUUCGAUGUCGAAUGAAAUGUAGGAGCGUGGAGUCUCUUAUCUAAGUGUGGCAUGCGUUAACAUACCCCUAAAACUUGCAUGUUAUGACAAAACUAGCAUAUACAUGUGAUAGGGUUGCACCGCCAUGACAUACACAAUUACCUCUAGAUUUACUAGAUGUUCAAGCAUGUAUUUCAAUCAUUCUUUUUUUAUAAAGUUGUGGGAUUGUCCAUUUGCAUUUUUGACUCAUGUUACAAAUCCUACAACUAAAAGGUUGAUUGGAAGACAUCCUUGAACUUCUCUAAAUUUAGGGAGACGAAGUGAAAUUUCUCUUUUUUUAUGCGCUUCCUAAAUGCUAAAUUGAGCUUAUGUGAGUUAUUGCCUUUUGAAUGUUCGCCUUAUGUCAAUGGCUAUGGUCCUUGUACCUACAAUUUGCAAAACCAUGAAUGUGUCCACCAAACUUAUGGAUGCUUGCAAAGCAAAGAUGGAGUGGUCUAUGGCUUCAAGGAGCUUAUAGAUUGCACCCCAUUAUAUAUUGGAAGUUUGUUGGACAUGUUUAUUGUAGUUUGUAAGUUGAUGGAUCAAGGGUGUUAACACAUAACUUAGGCACUUGGUGAAGCUUUCGAAAAGACAAUCGAAAGCCUUCUCUCUUAGGCUUCCCUUAGACUCUAGAAAACUAAUUCUUAGAGCCUAUCCAUAGGAUUUCUAAUGACAUUCCAUCCUAUGUCUUUAGGUUUCUUAGAUGACACCAUGUGUUGUCUUUGUAGAAAGGUAGUAUGGGAAAGUCCACCCUAUCCAACAUCUCAAAUCAUGCCAAAAUUGAUUUUGAGAUUGUUUCAAUGAGUUGGGAGUUUUCUAACAAAAUCUUUCCUUCUCUAUGCAUAGUGGUUUGGAGCACCUCAAGGCUCCAAACACUUUAUUACAUGAAACUUUUUGACUUAGGACCAAAAUCCUAGGUUCGUGGCAUUUUGUUUAUUGAUCAAGAUCAACAAACAUUUGUCCAUCGCCCUUCAUUUUGGACAUUUUGGAACAUCCUCAAGGCUCCAAAUGUGAGAUUGUGUGAAUCCUAGCCCUAACCUAGGAGGUACAAACCAUCACAUGUCUACUUUUAGGUUUCUCCUAGAUCUUGCCAAAACGGAUCUUUAGGAUUUUCCUAGAAACUUCCAAAUCCCCAAAAUCAUAUCAAAUUUGAUUUGGGAAAACCUCCCAACGCUUUAGGAAGUUAGCCUUCCCUCUUUCAAGCAAAUCCAAAACAUUUGUAGGAGAGUGGGAAGUUCUCUUCCUUAUGUACAUGUCCCUCAUACUUAGUAGUUGGGGUGUUCUCUAAAUCCCAAUUAUUAGUGCAUGAAUCAAGAUUUUAGGAAACAAAUCCUAAGCUCCCAUUCAAUUUGCUAACAACACAAAGUUAGCAAAUGAACGUUUCUCCCUUCAUACAUGAUGAUUUGGAAUUCUCUAAAAUUCCAACCUAUCUUUAUAUGAAAAUCUUGUAGCUUAGAGCCAAAAAUCUAACUAUA
Messenger RNA from Dendrobium catenatum, 4972 nucleotides. RefSeq lists its product as uncharacterized. Gene Ontology annotation, molecular function: protein binding. The coding region runs from base 89 to 1099 and encodes 336 amino acids. NCBI's taxonomy places the organism in Eukaryota, Viridiplantae, Streptophyta, Magnoliopsida, Asparagales, Orchidaceae. The transcript is spliced from 8 exons. The record is from RefSeq and is a predicted model, not a curated record.